Messenger RNA from Mycena citricolor, 921 nucleotides. NCBI's taxonomy places the organism in Eukaryota, Fungi, Basidiomycota, Agaricomycetes, Agaricales, Mycenaceae. The record is from the annotation of a GenBank genome assembly.
AUGUAUGAGAUGCACACAUCGAGCGGUGGCCAGAUCACUCCCAGUAAAUGCGUGGAUGCAUCAGCAAGCGCUUUCUUCUCCCAGCAGCAUCCUGCCAAUGCAUCCGCAGGCCUCCCCAAUGUUGACGCGGAUGCAUCAGCAGACAAUUAUGUGCAUGCCAAUGCAUCCGCACAGAGCCAGGAUAUGAUACAAGUGGCUCUGUCCGCUCCAUCAGCAAAUCUACAUUUGCCAACGUCUCUUGACGAGGUCGAGGACGAUGUUUUUGAUGGAUUCACAGACACGGAGGAGAUCAAUAUCGCCUUGCAAGCGUUGAAUAUUACCGAGUGUGAUGAUACAACGAUACCAGAUGAGGGGUCGGUGCAAAUUGACAUCAGAUGGGACGUUCCCCUAACACCGUUGAAAUACGACCUUGACCUCUUCUCUGAGCUGCAGGCAAGGAACAACAGCUUGCCCAGGUCUUCAGCGUUGCUCCCACAUAUCGUUGUUCGGGAUGGCUCCCUCAAAAACUAUAUCUUUGAGCCCGCCGAUCUAGCCCGCAUUAUGGAUCCCCACGGAUUACUGAGUGGGCAAUGCAUCAAUGGUGUUGCGGCUUCUUUCCAGGCAUUGUUUUCGCACGUUCACAAUCCUCAUCAUCCUGCUGCACGUCGCUGUGCUCUUCUAAGCACCUAUGAACUGCCGCGCAUGCGUUCGGAGUGUUCGGACGACUUCCUGUGGUCUGAACUGGAAGCAAUGCAAUAUUGGGAACGGGACUUAUGGAUCCUUCCUAUACACCGAGCAACUCAGCAGCAUUGGGUUCUCGCUGUGGCAUGCGUUUCUGAUCGUAGGAUCUAUUUCUUUGACAGUCUUGCGCUGCGCGGAGGGUUCCGCAAAGAGCUCAAGGUCUGUCAUUCACUCUCUGCUAUUGCCAUGUUCACGGUUUGA